Podarcis raffonei (Aeolian wall lizard) is the source of this 859-nucleotide messenger RNA. It is a transcript of the gene MYL10, whose product is annotated as myosin light chain 10. NCBI's taxonomy places the organism in Eukaryota, Metazoa, Chordata, Lepidosauria, Squamata, Lacertidae. The coding region runs from base 120 to 620 and encodes 166 amino acids. The record is from RefSeq and is a predicted model, not a curated record. Gene Ontology annotation, cellular component: mitochondrion; cytoplasm. The transcript has 7 exons. Gene Ontology annotation, molecular function: calcium ion binding.
UCUAUUGUCUAAACUUGGGCUGAGCAUAUUUUUACUCCCAAAUGCUGCUAUAUAUAGAGGGACAAUAGUCAUUGUGUCGUUUGGCUGGUGGAUUGAUAGCAGCGCUGAAGAACUCCAAUAUGGCACCCAAAAUGGCCAGACACAAGAAGGAAGGAGGUGGCUCCAAUGUAUUCUCUAUGUUUGAUCAAAGCCAGAUCCAAGAAUUUAAAGAGGCCUUCACAAUCAUGGAUCAGAACCGAGAUGGCUUCAUUGACAAGGCUGACUUGAGAGACACCUUUGCUGCAUUGGGUCGCAUGAAUGUCAAGAAUGAAGAGUUAGAAGAAAUGAUCAAGGAAGCUCCAGGGGCCAUUAACUUCACUGUCUUCCUUACUAUGUUUGGUGAGAAGCUCAAAGGCACAGAUCCGGAAGAGAUCAUUCUGAAUGCUUUUAGGGUUUUCGACAGAGAAGGAAAAGGUCAUGUGAAAGCAGAUUACAUGAAGGAAAUGCUCAUGACACAGGCAGACCGGUUUACUGAAGAGGAGAUGAAACAGACGUUCACCGCAUUCCCUCCAGAUCCUGCCGGCAACCUGGACUACAAGAACCUUGUUUACGUUAUCACUCAUGGUGAAGAGAAGGACUAGAAGAUGCUGAGAUGAUCCAUCGAGAGAAGGCUAUUCACUGUUGCCUCAGAAGAAGCCGAGUGAGAUGAAAACCAUUAUAUUUCACCAGGCUUCAACAGCCUGAGGCCCUCCUCAUGCUUUGGAGUACAACUGCCAUCAGACGUAGAAAACAACUGGGGAGCAGCAGAGUGUUGAAGGCCGUGCUAGAUAAUCUUGGGCAUUUUUAUAAAUAAAAGCGGAAGAUACCAUUUUGUAUCUAU